AUGUCCCACAACACCAUCCAGCCUGCCCCAGGGCUCAACAAACGAUCGCAGGUGCUUACCGGGGCUAACGUUAUAUCAAAGAAAUCCGAAAUCAUCAAUUUGUCAUCGUUGUCGUUUUUGUUUUGUGAAAUCGUCGACUGGGAGAGGAAACAGUCCAAGAAUAUACCAGAUCUAGAAAACCGAUUGAAUGGACUAGGGUAUCAAAUAGGCCAGCGGUUUCUUGAACUUGUCAAAAUAAAAGAAGGCUUCAAAUUGAAUAAACGAGAAAUCAAAAUCAUUGGCAUUUUACAAUUUAUUCAUGGACCCUUUUGGAGAAGCGUAUUUGGGAAGCCAGCAAAUGAAUUGGAAAAGUCACAGGAUAUACCUAAUGAGUAUAUGAUUAUAGAGAAUGUGCCAAUGUUGAACCGGUUCAUAAGUGUACCGAGUGAUUAUGGAGAUUUAAAUUGUUCGGCAUUUGUGGCUGGCAUUAUUGAAGGGGCAUUGGAUAGCAGCGGGUUUAGUGCUAAUGUGACUGCGCAUAAUGCUGGAUCGGAGCAGAAUCCACUAAGGACUAACACCCCUCCAACAAUGGGUAUAACCAUACGUCAAGCUACUAUUGAGGAUGUGCAGGCAAUGCAGAAUGCCAACUUACACAAUCUUCCUGAAAAUUAUCAGCUAAAAUACUACAUGUAUCACAUUCUCAGUUGGCCACAAGCUUCGUUUGUUGCCACGACAAGCGCCAUUAAUUCCAACGGAGAGGAGGAAAAAGUUGUCGGGUACGUUCUUGGAAAAAUGGAAGAUGAUCCAGAAGCAGAGGAUAAAACCCCCCACGGUCAUAUCACUUCUUUAUCAGUUAUGAGGACAUACCGUCGUAUGGGGAUAGCCGAGAAAUUGAUGCGUCAGUCAUUGUACGCAAUGUGUCAACUGUUUGAUGCCAAAUGGAGAGGAUGCAUAUGCAAUGAAAUUAGAGUUGGUGUUGGAAAAGCUAUUGCCAUCAUUGGCACAGAAAGGGAUUGA
Lodderomyces margitis is the source of this 996-nucleotide messenger RNA. Its product is annotated as trs31. The transcript has 3 exons. The record is from RefSeq and is a predicted model, not a curated record. Lineage: Eukaryota; Fungi; Ascomycota; Pichiomycetes; Serinales; Debaryomycetaceae. Gene Ontology annotation, molecular function: acyltransferase activity, transferring groups other than amino-acyl groups. Gene Ontology annotation, biological process: endoplasmic reticulum to Golgi vesicle-mediated transport. Gene Ontology annotation, cellular component: TRAPPI protein complex; TRAPPIII protein complex; TRAPPII protein complex. The coding region runs from base 1 to 996 and encodes 331 amino acids.